CACGCCAACAUGGCGGAUGUGGAAGUCGCUAAAUCUCUAAGCGGUCUGUUAAAUGGAAUAGCUCAAAUGGUGUAUUACAACAAAAGCGAAAUUACUGAGGAGUUGCUGAAAAAUGAGCUGUAUGCGGAAAUGCCGCAGGAGGAAUUCAAGAGUUUGUACGAAAAAAUGAAAGGGCUGAUAAAGUCCAUCGCUGCAGCAGACAUGGACCAUGCCCAGCUGGAGGCCUUCCUCACAGCUCAGACCAAGAGGCAGGGUGGCAGCGGGCUGACUGCUGAGCAGGCUGCUGCUCUCUCCCGCUUCUGGAAGAGCCAGCGAACACGAGUGAGAGAGAGCCUGCUGGCUCAGUGUCGCUGGGAGCCCACUCUCAGGGGCCUCUCAUGGAGAGUGGACCUCCAAACUGCUGACAGCUACGGGAGCGCCGACCACAGAGGGCCGGUCGCCUUGAUGGAGCUGGAGCUUGGCAGAGAUGGACAGCAGGACUCCGACUUUGUGUGUGUGGAGUUUGAUGAAACCAAGGUGAACAUUGUGCUGAAGAAGAUGGCCGACAUCCAGGAGAGCAUAGACAGAAUAGUUCACCACACGUGAAAGAGCCUGGAAGAGUCAGAAGAGCGUUUUUACACCAGGCCGGGACGCUUUAAGAGAUAAAUGGUUGUCCUCAGUGGAAUAUUACCACUAAGUAAAGGUGUGAGGAACAUAAAGGCUCAUCUUUCAUGUUAACCCUGUUUUACUCAUGAUCUAACAGGUUUGGAGCCGUUGUGGUUCAUAAUUUUUUUUUUUCCUCUGCCAGCUUCAAAUGUUUCAUGUAAAUUAUAGAUCCUGUUUGUUGACCAUCUGUUGGACUUCAGGACCUUUGGAUUAUUGAUUAAAGCAAACAUUACAAUCAAGGUGAUUUAAUGUAGUUUAGGUGUUUCUCUCUAUUGUGAGUAACUGGUUUUAUAAAACAUAUUUUCAUCAUCUCAAUAAAAUACAAAUGACAAAAUAUUUUGUAUUUG
Molecule: messenger RNA, 992 nt
Organism: Cyprinodon variegatus (sheepshead minnow)
Lineage: Eukaryota; Metazoa; Chordata; Actinopteri; Cyprinodontiformes; Cyprinodontidae
Gene: commd1
Product: copper metabolism domain containing 1
Exons: 3
Coding region: 10-585 (191 amino acids)
Biological process (GO): positive regulation of protein ubiquitination; negative regulation of sodium ion transmembrane transport; copper ion homeostasis
Cellular component (GO): endosome
Source: RefSeq, a predicted model, not a curated record